AUGACCUUGCAACAAAUCUGUUUUCUUGGAGUUUGCUCCCGUGAUUUCGACUGUAUGCCGUCAAUAUUCAAGGAACCAGUGAUAGAACGGAGCGUUGGGUUUUCGAACACCAGCGUCGACGGUAGUGCCGUUUGCAGGCGCUCGUUGAGUUACGUGGAGAGCUCCGCUGCGCUGACGGAGUCGAGACCGGCUGACACGAGCGGCGCGUCAGGUGAGACAGUGGUGCCGGAUAUGGUCCCACCCUGGAGCUCUUGUGCGCGCAAAACGGAUGGCCUGAUGCGGCUUCUCUCUGAAACAAUUUAUACAGCCAUCCAAAAUCUCUGCAGAUCGCCGAUAGUCGAAAGGCGUGACAUCAGUGCCGGUUGGUCGUUAUGUUCACGAGGAAGUGUUGGCCCUCUUUUUUCGCGCUAUCAAUCGCGAACCCUCCAGAAAUUUGACUUGUGCAUCACAACACGCAUCAGCCUAACCUUGGCUCUGGAUGAGAGGAAGUCUUCGAAGACAAAUGAGUCCGGUCUCUUGAGGGACCCCAAAUCCUGUCGGGGAGUGCACAGGCCAACUGGCUGCUUUCCACAGACAAUUGGCAUCGAGGCAAUGUUUCAGGAGGCAUCUCAAAUCACGAGGACACAAUCGAAAACAAGUGCACGUUCAACCUAUCGUGUUCGGGAUCCGACAAUUCCAACGCCAACGGCAAGCAGACAGCUUGAGCUGCGCGUUGAUAGCGACAACGGACAUACUCAAGGGAACAAGCGCGAGAGACGCCAACCCAGCGGCAGCCGCCGAUGGCUCCAGCUCGACGCACACAGCGUGGAAGUCGUUGUUUCGAGAACCACCAUCAUUUGUGGGUUCAUGCCUGACGACUCAAUCCUCGAGAUUCCAAAAGCGGUUGGAUCUGAUGAAAACACGGUGAAGGACCCGUAUGUGGCGGAUGGAUGGGAGGCGCCCUGCAUAUUCUACCAGCGCGAAAUAGGCACAGCAGAAUUUGCCACUAGAGCAAGGGUCACGAGGAGCGUCGGCGCAAAUUCUGUGGCGAAUCAUUCGGUAAGCACGCUCGCAAACUCUGCGGCCGCGACCGAAUCCAUCCCAGCGGCCAUUAGCGGCGAGUUCGUGGCAACGGUCGUGCCGAGCACAUCAAACAGCAACGCUGAGAUAGUCGCAGCCGUAGGGAAGGGCUCGGAGAACGGUCACUGUGCAAUCUCGCAAAAAAAUACAUUUUGCCUGAUUUCUUACCGUGGAUUCGCCUCCCUACCGGCCUCCAACGAGGCUGCAAUGGAACGCAACGAUGGGCUGUCAAACAGCAGUGUCGACGGGAGCCGUGUUCGGAGCCGUUCACUGAGUUGUGUCGAGAGCUCCGUGGCUCCGACAGAGUCGAGACCAGCCGAUAUGAGUGGUACGUCAGACAAGACGGCGGUACCGCUGAGGUCGAUCACGAUUUUUGAUGCAGACCCGAUCUUCAAAAAACUUUAUCCGUCCCCGCUUUUGAAACGCGCAGUCACUCUGCAUUCAAAUGAUCAAAAUGCGACAAUUAAAUACAAGUGCAUGGCUGGAAAUGCGCAAGGGCCACAUGGCACCAACGCAUGCGCAAUCGCAAUCCAACGCCAGAUAUUGCAUCCCGGCUUUAUGUCUCCCAAUAAGCAAAAUUGCUGCCAGCCUCCAGAUAUCUUCAGUUUCUCCGAAGUUUUUGCGAAUACGUGGAAUGGCUACCCGCAACGUGAGUCACAAAUAUCCUCGAGUCUUCUUUCGUUGCGCUCUCUAUCGCAAACGCUCCAGAUGCCUGUCGUGAGUAUCGCAGGGCGCAUCAGGUCGAAUCGGUCCCUGGGAGAAAGCCUGGGAGAAAGCAUGGUCGUAAGAACUACACGGCAAGGAGAGCUUGUCUCGGUGACCCAGAUGUGCUUUGAGGGAGGCGCCCAAGACUUCGCUUUUGGGGCACAACACCUUCAUCGCCGCCCCUACCUAAGUUGGCGCAUAUCAAUAGAAAUUCGGACGUUGACGUGGAGACAACCUCGAUGGGAUCACCAAGAGCCGUUCCGGUGCCAUGUGCUUCCAGAGCUAUCUGACCUCCAGUGUUACUUUGCACGGAACAUAUCAAUCAGCGCUAGGAUGACCCAUUUGGAGCGGUCAGGCUUGCGCUAG
Messenger RNA from Aureococcus anophagefferens, 2130 nucleotides. RefSeq lists its product as hypothetical. Lineage: Eukaryota; Pelagophyceae; Pelagomonadales; Pelagomonadaceae. The transcript has 12 exons. The record is from RefSeq and is a predicted model, not a curated record. The coding region runs from base 1 to 2130 and encodes 709 amino acids.